AUGCCUGCCUCCUUGGACUCUUCCCGGCCCAUCAUGGCCCCUUCGGUAUCUGACCCCUCCAAGAACCGCAACUCUGUUCGCUUCAGCACCUACAGCAUGGCUCCCUCGUUCGCUCCCACCGUCCAGACCACCGAUUCGGCCCACGCUGAGAUCCGCGACAUCGCCACUGGCCUCGACCGCAUGGAGAACAAGGCCCUCACCUCGCAGCGCGUCGUCCUCACCGACGAAAAGACCGACACCAUGAGCAAGCUCGCCCUGGGCGCCAAGCUCGAGCGCGCCCUCGACAGAAGGAUGGUCGGUCAGGAUGCCGUCAUGCGACCUCGCGGCCAGAGCCUCAACGAGAAGCUCAGCGAGAAGGUCGAGUAA
Fusarium vanettenii 77-13-4 is the source of this 366-nucleotide messenger RNA. RefSeq lists its product as uncharacterized. The record is from RefSeq and is a predicted model, not a curated record. Lineage: Eukaryota; Fungi; Ascomycota; Sordariomycetes; Hypocreales; Nectriaceae. The coding region runs from base 1 to 366 and encodes 121 amino acids. The transcript is spliced from 2 exons.